AUGAAUUACCCGUCGCAGGAACAACUAAUAUUUCAACACGAACAACAGAAAGAAACAACACUACAGCAGCUCGAUAAUUUGGAUGAAAAAAUACUGGACCAAAUAAUAAGUGAAAAAAAUUUCGAAGCACCGAUUACUACAAUGCAAUCGAAUUGUGAUCUAACGUCAACCACUGUACCAGGACAACAAGUAUAUUACCUACAACCAUUAACGGUGUCGGAACAUCCAUCCGGUCAACAACCGUCGAUAUUUACGAUAUAUCAAUCGAAUGACCUGAUGUUAUCACAGCCUUACACGAUACAGGAUGAUUUGUUACAGCCGCAGCAAGUGCCUACAGAACAAAAGGAUCAAAUGCCAACUUCAACCACAGAUUUCCAAUUACAGAACGGCUGUCAACCCAAAUUAUUCCCUGCCUCCACUGAAGCUACCGUCACGUCACCAUCAUCAACAAUACCCUCCGAUCACUUGAAGUCAUCUCUCAAACCCAUGAAAUAUUGUAGAUUAAAAUUCAGUGAACACCAAUGUGACCUGUGUGGCCACUACACCAAAACCAAGCAUGGUCUGGCGCAACACAAGAGGCAGACGCACUCAGACCGGGUAUUCGUGUGCGGCAAAUGCGGCAAGAAAUACGAAACGGCACAAAAACUGGAGAAACACAUCCCGAAGCACAACCUCACGGAAAAACCUUUCAAGUGCACCGUUUGCCCCCAGCAGUACCAUCACAAGAUUGAUCUCUCGCGUCAUCUGUUGAAACAUUCCCCAAACCACAAGUCACGGCUUAAAUGCAGUUUUUGCGACAAAGUCUUCUUCCGGGACGAUCAUCUCAGGCACCACGAAAGUGUCCAUAUGCGUAAGCUGAAGCACAAAAAGGAGCAGGAUGAACGCAGGGGAAGAGUUAUCAGUGUGUCUUAA
Messenger RNA from Toxorhynchites rutilus septentrionalis, 912 nucleotides. RefSeq names its product zinc finger protein 319-like. The coding region runs from base 1 to 912 and encodes 303 amino acids. The transcript has a single exon. NCBI's taxonomy places the organism in Eukaryota, Metazoa, Arthropoda, Insecta, Diptera, Culicidae. Gene Ontology annotation, biological process: regulation of DNA-templated transcription. The record is from RefSeq and is a predicted model, not a curated record. Gene Ontology annotation, molecular function: DNA-binding transcription factor activity, RNA polymerase II-specific; RNA polymerase II cis-regulatory region sequence-specific DNA binding.